Messenger RNA from Grammomys surdaster, 811 nucleotides. RefSeq names its product receptor accessory protein 6 (gene Reep6). NCBI's taxonomy places the organism in Eukaryota, Metazoa, Chordata, Mammalia, Rodentia, Muridae. The transcript has 6 exons. The record is from RefSeq and is a predicted model, not a curated record. The coding region runs from base 58 to 693 and encodes 211 amino acids.
GCAGGUGCGCGAGGCUGCGGGCGUGUUUGAGCGGCCUGCCCCGCGCCCGCCGCUGCCAUGGACGGUCUGCGCCAGCGCUUCGAACGUUUUCUGGAACAGAAGAACGUGGCCACCGAAGCGCUCGGGGCGCUAGAAGCCAGGACCGGUGUAGAGAAGCGGUAUCUCGCCGCGGGAGCCCUCGCCCUUCUAGGCCUGUAUCUUCUGUUCGGCUACGGGGCCUCUCUACUGUGCAAUGUCAUCGGAUUUGUAUACCCCGCAUAUGCUUCAGUCAAAGCUAUCGAGAGCCCAAACAAGGACGACGACACUGUGUGGCUAACCUACUGGGUGGUGUACGCCCUGUUCGGUCUGGUCGAAUUCUUCAGCGAUCUACUCCUGUUCUGGUUCCCUUUCUACUACGCGGGCAAGUGCGCCUUCCUGUUAUUCUGCAUGACCCCCGGGCCCUGGAACGGGGCGUUACUGCUGUACCAUCGCGUCAUAAGACCACUGUUUCUAAAGCACCACGUGGCACUAGACAGCGCCGCGAGCCAGCUAAGCGGAAGAGCAUUGGACUUAGCAGCUGGGAUAACACGGGACGUACUACAGGCCUUGGCUCAGGGUCGGGCUCUCGUCACCCCAGUCUCAACAUCGGAGCCCCCAGCCGCUCUGGAACCGGACCCCAAGUCAAAUCAGAGCCCGCUCCUGAGCCACAAGUGAGGUCUGCUGGCAGUCUGUGUGCGGAUCCCCCAGCCACUGACAAGGAACACACAGCUGAUGAUGUUCAGGCCUCUGACAAUUCUUCAGACUCCCAGACAGAGGAGACACAACCGCAACC